ACCCUGUCGUGUUUGCAAAACUCCAAAGGAAGACGUUCGGAAAUUUAACACAUCUGUGUUUGAAAAUGGCGAACUCGGCAACGGCAAGACAAGCGCAAGAACUAUUGGAUGAUGAGGGGUUUGCAGAAGAGAAACUGCUGGAAGAACUCGAACAUUGUGAAAUCCCAGCUCAUAUACGUGAAGCAAGGUUUGAAGCUUUAAAAAAGCAGACUAGUGAUCUCAAGCAGUUUCAGGAAAAGGGUCAUGGAACCUAUGAGUUGAUUGAUGAGCAAAAAAAGUUCCUAGACAUAACUACCUCAGAGGAGAGAUGUGUUGUACAUUUCUUUCAUGAAGACUUCAGAAGAUGUUCAAUUAUGGACACACAUUUACAGAAAUUAGCAGAGAAGUACUUUGAAACAAAGUUUGCCAGGAUCAAUGUAGACAAUGCAAAGUUCUUGGUAAACAAAUUAAAGAUCAGAACACUACCAGCUGUUAUAUGCUUUAAGGAGGGCAUCGUAGUUGAUAAAGUGAUUGGAUUUGAGGAAUUGGGCAACACUGACUCCUUUACAACAGAAACUUUAGAAAAACGUCUUGGGAACUCGGGUGUGAUUCAUUAUAAAAACACAAAUCCCGAACCAGGGAAAAAAUCUUUAUUUGGUCAUGUGAGACAAAACAAUGAUGACGAUAAUAGUGAUGAUGACUGGUAA
Messenger RNA from Owenia fusiformis, 686 nucleotides. The record is from the annotation of a GenBank genome assembly. NCBI's taxonomy places the organism in Eukaryota, Metazoa, Annelida, Polychaeta, Sabellida, Oweniidae.